Messenger RNA from Coffea eugenioides, 2127 nucleotides. Its product is annotated as isoamylase 3, chloroplastic-like. Gene Ontology annotation, molecular function: hydrolase activity, hydrolyzing O-glycosyl compounds. The transcript has 20 exons. The record is from RefSeq and is a predicted model, not a curated record. Gene Ontology annotation, biological process: carbohydrate metabolic process. Bases 1 to 2127 code for a protein of 708 amino acids. NCBI's taxonomy places the organism in Eukaryota, Viridiplantae, Streptophyta, Magnoliopsida, Gentianales, Rubiaceae.
AUGUACAAGGCUGCAAGGACUAAGCGAAAUUGUACCGGAUACUGUAGCUAUGUAAGUCAGUGUAGCUUGGCGCCAAGUCCCACAGAGCUAACCUUGGAAGUGGCACCUCGAACCCGUGAUGAGGUAGUUAAUCAGCUUUUUCCUUCAUUUUCCGGCCGUCGGAGUUUAACCGCCGGUGGAGAAAACCUCCCGGAAGUCUCCACUUUCAGGGUCCCACAGAUUCUUGUUGGGAAAAUAAAGAUGAUGAAGAAUAUGAUGGUGCUUUCCAGUUCUGCUACAUUCAUUUCUAGUAAUUUCUACCCUUCUUUCCUGUUGCCAUUUCACCACUCCUCCUCCGUCAUGGGACAAAAAAGAGUAAAUUUUUUUGUUUUGGGUUUUCUCAGUUUGAACUGUUGUAAAAGAGCAUCGGGGGAAAAUUCUGCCCACAGAUUUUCUAGUAAGAUAGAAGAUUAUGGCAAAAUCAGAUUUCCUGAUGUAUAUGCUCCUCGAGCCCAACAACAACAGCAGCAAUUGAUUGAGGAAGAAGCUCCACCAAUGACAGAGGUCAUUCCUUCACUAAGAGUUUCCCCAGGUCAGGCACAUCCACUUGGAGCAUCAGAGCUUGAGAAUGGUGUUAAUUUUGCCAUUUUUUCUCAGCAUGCAACUUCAGUCACGCUUUGCUUGCAACUUCCUCAGAGUCGGGAAAAGCUUGACACCUUGCAUGGAGAGAUGAUUGAAUUGACGCUGGAUCCUCAAGUGAAUCGAACUGGAGAUAUAUGGCACAUUUGUGUUGAGGAUUUGCCUCGCAGCAAUGUCCUGUAUGGCUACUACAUGGAUGGUCCUAAAGAUUGGAGUCAAGGUCAUCGAUUUGAUAGAAGCAUUCUGCUGAUUGAUCCCUAUGCUAAGCUUGUUGAAGGCCGGCGAGUUUUUGGAGAUCUUAACAAUAGAGGGUCACAGUUUUUAGGAACUUUUGACUUUGAUACCUUGCCAUUUGACUGGGGUGACGGUUACAAGCUUCCCAAUAUACCCGAGAAAGAUCUUGUUAUAUAUGAAAUGAAUGUCCGGGGUUUUACAGCCGAUGAAUCUAGUGGAUUGGAUCCAAGCAUACGUGGCAGCUACCUUGGUGUGAUUGAAAAGAUACCUCAUCUCUUAGAGCUUGGCAUAAAUGCUGUAGAAUUGCUGCCUGCCUUUGAGUUUGAUGAAUUGGAGUUCCAAAGGCGCCGUAAUCCUAGAGAUCACAUGAUCAACACGUGGGGUUAUUCAACUAUAAAUUUCUUUGCACCUAUGAGUCGCUAUGCAAGUGCCGGUGGGGGACCUGUCAGUGCUUCUAGAGAGUUCAAAGAAAUGGUUAAGGCACUACAUGGUGCAGGAAUAGAGGUCAUUUUGGAUGUUGUUUAUAACCAUACAAAUGAGGCUGAUGAUGAGAACCCAUAUACUACCUCUUUCCGUGGGAUAGAUAACAAGAUUUAUUACAUGGUGGAUUUGAACAAUGGUGGUCAGCUGUUGAACUUUUCAGGCUGUGGGAACACAUUCAACUGCAAUCAUCCUGUGGUCAUGGAGUUUAUACUUGAUAGCUUGAGGCACUGGGUCACAGAGUAUCAUAUCGAUGGAUUUCGCUUUGAUCUAGCCAGCGUUCUUUGUCGAGGAGCUGAUGGUUCUCCACUUAAUGCUCCCCCACUUGUUAGAGCAAUUGCUAAAGAUAGUAUCCUAUCACGGUGUAAGAUUAUUGCAGAACCUUGGGAUUGUGGAGGUCUUUAUCUUGUUGGAAGUUUUCCAAAUUGGGAUAGGUGGGCCGAGUGGAAUGGUGUAUACCGUGACGAUGUUAGAAAGUUUAUAAAGGGUGAUGCUGGAAUGAAAGGGAGUUUUGCAACUAGAAUGGCAGGUUCUGCUGAUCUUUACAGAGUCAACAAGCGCAAGCCUUGUCACAGUAUCAAUUUUGUUAUUGCACAUGAUGGGUUUACGCUAUAUGAUCUUGUUUCAUAUAACACUAAGCAUAAUGAUGCAAAUGGAGAAGGUGGCAAUGAUGGAAGCAAUGACAACUUCAGCUGGAAUUGCGGAGCUGAAGCACGAUUAAUAUCAGGAGGUCAUUUGACGCUGGCCAUUUUCAUUUUAAACCAAAAAAGUUUUGCUGCAAAUGCUGCUACUUGA